AUGAAUAAGCUUUCGGUGUUUUCGGCAAUUGUAAUUAUCUUGGGAGGAGAAUGUUUCCAUGGCACUAACGCAGAGUAUUCUAUUGAAACUACAAAUUUCACUGGCAUGUGGUAUGCAGUUAUGGCGACUGGAUGCCAAGACGGCAAAGACUGUAAUAUUUUCACAAAUAACGAAAAACCGUGCGAAUGUACAUCAGCGUUAUUUGUUGCUCUCCAGGAGAAUGGCUGGCUAGUGUACAUGAAUUCGAUCAACAACCAGUCCUCUACAGUAACAAUCGAUAUGGGAGGUGCAGCGCCGGCGGCCGACGAUAAAACCAUACAAGGUUUCAUUUUCAGCCGAGCUACAGUACCAUUGAGCGUAAUAGCAGCAUCGGAAUGCUCAAUUACUGAAAAUGUUAUUGGAAAACAGUUUUUUUUAAGGUAUAGAAUUACCAUUAUCGGCUCUAGUGAAAAGGAUGGUUAUAUGAUCACCACAAUGGCGGAAAUUGAUGAAAGUAAUAAAGACAAGGGGAAUCCGUUAACAGUUAUUUGGUGCCAUAAUAAAACGCCUGGUAAAGAUACAAUCUGGAGGCAUAUAGUAGAACACUUUAAAUCUCUUCAAUUAGAUAUCCACCAAUUAAAGUUUAUCAACCAGAUAGGUUGCAAAUAUCCAACGGAAAAUCAAUAUAACGAAAUGUUUUUCUGCUGA
Macrosiphum euphorbiae (potato aphid) is the source of this 687-nucleotide messenger RNA. The record is from the annotation of a GenBank genome assembly. Lineage: Eukaryota; Metazoa; Arthropoda; Insecta; Hemiptera; Aphididae.